CUCUCUCUCCUCUCACCUGUCUGUCUCUCUCGUCCUCCUCACUCAGACCUCUCCGCACCCCCGCGCCAAUGGCCGAUUCGCCAAACCCUAGCUCCGGGGGCUCGCCGGAGAAGCCGGUCCUGACGGAUCGGCGCGUGGCGGCGCUCGCAGGCGCGGGCGCCGGCGCGAGGUACAAGGCCAUGUCCCCCGCGCGGCUGCCGAUCUCGCGGGAGCCCUGUCUCACCAUCCCCGCCGGGUUCAGCCCCGGCGCCCUCCUCGAGUCCCCCGUCCUCCUCAACAACUUCAAGGUUGAACCCUCUCCGACAACUGGUACUCUGAGCAUGGCUGCGAUCAUCAACAAGAGCACCCAUCUGGACAUACUGCCUUCACCUCGGGACAAAUCAACUGGCAGUGGCCAUGAAGAUGGGGAUUCUCGGGAUUUUGAAUUCAAGCCUCAUCUCAGUUGUCAGCCAGCGGGUCCUGCUGUCAACAAUCCAAAUCAUCAUGACACUUCUAUGCAAAAUCAUACCUCAUCAUCUAGCAAUUUGAUGACUGAAAAUAAAUCUCUCUGCUCACGGGAGUCGAUUCAUCAGACAGCAAAUAUUUCAAGUGUUCUAAAUCAACCUGUUGCAAUAGUUGGUCCAUCUGACAACAUGCCUGCUGAAGUCAGUACAUCAGAGAGGAACCAGAUGAAUAGUUCUGAGAAUGCUGCCCAGGAGACACAAACUGAAAAUGUAGCUGAAAAAUCUGCUGAGGAUGGCUAUAACUGGCGUAAAUAUGGACAGAAGCAUGUCAAGGGAAGUGAAAACCCUAGAAGUUAUUACAAGUGCACACAUCCUAAUUGUGAAGUUAAAAAGCUAUUAGAGCGUUCGCUUGAUGGUCAGAUUACUGAAGUUGUUUAUAAAGGGCGUCAUAAUCAUCCUAAGCCCCAACCUAAUAGGAGGUUAGCUGCUGGUGCAGUUCCUUCAAACCAAGGUGAAGAAAGAUAUGAUGGUGCGACACCAGUUGAAGACAAGCCUUCAAAUAUUUAUCCCAACCUCUGUAAUCAAGUACAUUCAGCUGGCAUGAUUGAUCCUGUUCCGGGUCCAGCUAGUGAUGACGACGGUGAUGGCGGAGGUGGAAGACCCUACCCUGGGGAUGAUGCUAACGAGGAUGAUGAUUUGGAUUCAAAACGCAGGAAAAUGGAGUCCGCUGGCAUCGAUGCUGCUUUGAUGGGUAAACCAAAUCGUGAGCCCCGAGUUGUUGUACAAACUGUUAGUGAAGUUGAUAUCUUGGAUGAUGGAUAUCGCUGGCGCAAGUAUGGGCAGAAAGUAGUAAAAGGAAACCCCAAUCCACGGAGUUACUAUAAGUGCACACAUACAGGAUGUCCGGUCAGGAAGCAUGUUGAAAGAGCAUCGCAUGACCCAAAGUCAGUGAUCACAACAUAUGAAGGAAAACAUAACCAUGAAGUCCCAGCUUCCAGGAAUGCAAGUCAUGAGAUGUCUGCAGCUCCCAUGAAGCCUGCUGGGCAUCCUAUUAACAGCAGCAUGCCGGGCCUUGGUGGCAUGAUGAGAGCAUGCGAUGCCAGGGCCUUCACCAAUCAAUAUUCUCAGGCAGCUGAAAGUGACACCAUCAGUCUUGACCUCGGUGUUGGAAUCAGCCCGAACCAUAGCGAUGCAACAAACCAAAUGCAGCCUUCAGUUCCAGAACCAAUGCAGUAUCAAAUGCAACACAUGGCUCCUGUGUACGGUAGCAUGGGAUUUCCAGGAAUGCCAGUGCCAACAGUACCUGGAAAUGCAGCUAGCAGUGCGUACGGAUCCAGAGAAGAAAAAGGAAAUGAAGGAUUUACUUUCAAAGCCGCACCGUUGGAUCGUUCAGCUAACUUGUGUUACAGUAGUGCUGGUAACUUAGUGAUGGGUCCAUGAUGUCUUAGCUGAUGGUUAUACCUCCAUGAAUCACAUAUUACCGUCAUCAUGAAAAUCCCUUCAGGUGAUGCUCUACUGUGCAUCAUUCACACAUAAUUGAAUCAGAGGCGGUCAAGGUAUACCUACUGCAGCUAUAGCAGGAGAUCUUUGGCUGUUAGGAUGUACUCUAUGUGAUGCUGCAGCUCAACAUUCCUUGUACAGCAAACCAGUUAUGAUUAAUUAGAUUAUGAUAAUUUGGCUAUGUAAACUUCUUUCUGUACUGGAAUAUGGGAUAGAACCAAAGAGCUAUCCGGUGGCAAAAACUUGUUAUCUUCUCCAUAUGAACGAUGCCAGUUUGAUA
This is a messenger RNA of Panicum hallii, 2223 nucleotides long. Its product is annotated as WRKY transcription factor SUSIBA2-like. The record is from RefSeq and is a predicted model, not a curated record. The transcript has 6 exons. Gene Ontology annotation, molecular function: sequence-specific DNA binding; DNA-binding transcription factor activity. Lineage: Eukaryota; Viridiplantae; Streptophyta; Magnoliopsida; Poales; Poaceae. Bases 69 to 1883 code for a protein of 604 amino acids. Gene Ontology annotation, biological process: regulation of DNA-templated transcription.